AUGAAGGGGCCGCCGCGACCACAAGACCUAGUCCUUAAGCGAGAGCAGUGGAAGAAGUCAGACUAUCUCCUUGUCGACUACAUUAGCCCUACGAACUAUUACCGCGCCGCAAUCGCAGAUAGCAAUAACGCUAUAUUCUUGAUUUCCGAGGAGAAGGAAAAAAGGCUUACGGCUAAGGGCUAA
Molecule: messenger RNA, 183 nt
Organism: Penicillium cinerascens
Lineage: Eukaryota; Fungi; Ascomycota; Eurotiomycetes; Eurotiales; Aspergillaceae
Exons: 3
Coding region: 1-183 (60 amino acids)
Source: RefSeq, a predicted model, not a curated record